This is a messenger RNA of Racocetra fulgida, 201 nucleotides long. Lineage: Eukaryota; Fungi; Glomeromycota; Glomeromycetes; Diversisporales; Gigasporaceae. The record is from the annotation of a GenBank genome assembly.
UUUCACCAAGUUUAGUUGGUAGUCCUCCUGUUGUCUCGGGACUUUCAUCACCAACUAUUGGCUCACCAUCUUAUUCUUCAUGUGCAACUGGUUUAUCUAGUAGCUGUGGAGUAGGUGGAAAUAGUAGCACGCCAACAUCAAAGGGACAAAUCAAAGGAAAUAGUGGUUUGGCCAAUAUUCAUGAUGCCAAUGGAAGUUUUA